Ficedula albicollis (Collared flycatcher) is the source of this 3165-nucleotide messenger RNA. RefSeq names its product angiotensin II receptor associated protein (gene AGTRAP). The record is from RefSeq and is a predicted model, not a curated record. Lineage: Eukaryota; Metazoa; Chordata; Aves; Passeriformes; Muscicapidae. The transcript has 5 exons. The coding region runs from base 1 to 459 and encodes 152 amino acids. Gene Ontology annotation, cellular component: plasma membrane. Gene Ontology annotation, biological process: angiotensin-activated signaling pathway; regulation of blood pressure.
AUGGUGACUAUCAUUCUGGUACAUUGGCUGCUUACAGUGUGGGGAUGCAUGAAUUACAUGUUGCCAGUCUCCUAUGCCUGGGGAAAUUUCAGUGUCCUUGCAGUGGGAAUCUGGGCCAUUGUGCAGCGAGAUUCCCUUGAUGCCAUAACAAUGUUCUUGACUGGCCUGCUGCUCACAGUCCUCACAGACAUCAUUCACAUCUCUAUCUUCUACCCUGCACGUGACUUCCUCAGUGAUGCAAAGCGUUUCAGUAUAGGCAUGGCCAUCUUCAGUCUCCUGCUCAAACCUGUGUCCUGCUAUUUGGUGUAUCGAAUGUACCGGGAGCGUGGAGGAGAGUGCACCUUGAACAUAGGUGUCGCCGGUGCAGGCCAGGACCGCAGCGCCUACGAGCGCAUCGAUCAGCCAGAGGGGCCUCCACAGUGGCCUUCCCCCAGCAAGGCAGCCCAGCCGCCCUACUGAGCACCCUGCAGCCUGGGACAAACACUGCCCUCACCCAGCCAGGCCUGCCACCCUUCCCAUGCAGCAGCACCUGCUACUGGGCACACAGGAGAAGAGCUGAUAAUUCUUUUGGCUGCCUAAAGGUUAGGCAGAUGGGUUCUGCACUAAGUCCAGAAGGUCUUGGAGGUGUCAUGUUAAGCACUGUGACUCACUGUAAUCCCAGUACUCUCCUUUCCUCCCUGCCCCUGAAUCCCUCCUCUGUACAUGUGACUGGAUGCACCUUCUGCAGCCUUCUAGUCUUUCAUUGUGUUUCUUCUUUGUUAUAAGAGAACCACUCAAAGUACUUCUGGACAAGCAAUCUUUAAGAAAAGGCUUAUGGACUGCCCUAAAACAAUACAGUGUAGCCUGAUUUUAUGCAGAUAUAUUUCCAGGAAACAUCUAGGAGUUCCCAAGUGCUAUUUUUGAUGGCAUUAUUUAACUUCUUGUGCUCCCAGUAUCUGGUAUUGGGUUUUAUUAACUUAUGCUUGUACACAAAUUGAAUGUCCUUCAGGAUACUUCAAAUGACUCUUGAAUGUAGAUUAUAGAUCCUUUGUGCCUUGAAAUAUCCUUUUGCCUUCAUCUGCUUGUCUUGACAGAAUUUGAAAUAUUACAUUUUUCUAAGAAAACUAUAAAAUGGACACAGUUUUUCUGUGUUAGAAAAAGUUACACUGGUCACUUUUGUUUCAUUUGAAAAUGUAGCUUUUCCUGAGGGUUUGGGACUGCAGCCAGGCAUUCUGGGAGGUCAUUAUGAGGGAACGUCUAAAGGCUCUGAUGGCUUUUAGCCUAAGCUUUACUCUGAGAAGUCAAAGAUACUUCUUAUAAUUGUGUGGGUGGGAAGAUGGGCCAGUAAAAUGGGGAUUGAGGAAAGAUGGACUUAUUUACUCUGUAGAUGUUCCAUUGGAUAUGUUGUUAUGCACGAUAAAUUCAUCCUGCUGUGGCUUUCAGGUAAGAUUCUAAAAAAAAAAACUGACCAAACAAAACCCCAGAAGCAAACAAACCAACAGAUUUCAACAGGAUUCAUUUACAGAAGAAAAUGAGUAUGUUAGCUUUGGCAGAAUUCUAGUGCUGGAAGGCAGGUAUUUUCCUGAAGCAAGUUCAUUUUCAAAGUUUAUAUUGUUAUUUUACAACUGCUUUUGUCUUGACAAGAGCUGCUGCUGUGUUGAUUCUUCAGUAACCAAGACCCCUGUGGACUUUGCUCUAACCUCCAGAAGCAUGCCAUUUGUAUUUUUAAAAUCAAGCAGUUUUCUCCCAACUUUUAUCACUUCAAACAUAAGCAGGUGCUUCCUCCACUUUGCUGCACAAGCACUACAGUGAUCUCUGGUGUACCCGAACCAAGCACAUGGUGAAUGCCACAGAAAUGUUGUGCAUUCUUUUUACAGGCUUUGUGUAUAAUAGGGCACAAGAAUAGGAAUUAGUCUUUUCUUGUGAUUAGAUGGCAAAGAAGGAAAGAGUAGGCAGAAGUUGCGGGGCUUGUGGAGUUCCAGAGCCUUUAUGUGAAUGGGUUUUUUCAGCUGUUUAGAACUGUACAGUGACAGCACCGAUCCCUGAAUAAGACAUUUAAAUGCUCUGGGUUUUUUUACCUAGACCCAUGGACCACAGACAGAAAAAUCACUGCUUUUAAUGCUGUGGGGUUUGGGUGUUGGCACAGUCAGUUGUAUCUAGGGAGGCCUUCCCAGACGUUAGACAUUGGAAAUACCCAUUUAGCUGACCUGCCAUGUGUUUUUCUGUGGAAAAUUUGGUACCUUUGGGAGCUCCGGGAAGCAGAGCAAGGCACGAGUAACACUCAUCUUACAGUGCCUCAAGGAUACCUAUUUAGGGCAGUAAAUCAGAGGUGAUGCUAAAAACAAACCCCUCUCCUGGCUGAGGAGGAAGAGAGUGUUUGUCUCUAGUUCAGGAGGGCGUGAGGGGAUUCAGUGCCAGAGCAUGCAGGGCCUCGCUGGCUUCACUCUGUUCACUCUCGUGGGGUCUCUGCAGACAACUGCAAUGUUCCAUUCAGCUGGUUUUGCUUCGUUUUUUAAAACCCUCAUGUGCUGCUGUUCCUGGGGUUUUGGUGGUGAGCGGGCAGCUCCCUCAGCCCUGGUGGGCUCGGGUAGGAAGAGGAAGACAUGGCGCCUUGUCCUGAGGCACUGCCCGGGACAGGCAUGGCUCCCGCCCAGGAUAAGCCCUCCUCUCCCCAGCCGAGCCCCGGUUUUAAUUAGCCAUAGCCCAGAGCGGCUUUCCCCGGCCAUCUGUAGCCCCGGUGACUGAGCUAAUCGUGGGCAUAAGCCGCUUAUGGAGCCGCAGCUGGAGCGGCCGCGGGCCUGAGGGGGCCGAGGGCGCCGAGGGCGGCUGUGGCCGUGGAGGAAGCAGAGGCUCGGACGCAUGUGGGCAGCCCCUGGGGCCCAGCAAUUACCCCAGAGUGGGUAAGUGGGGCCGAGCGGUGCCUCCUGCAGUGGGUAAGUGCUGCCUUUAGCAGUGGGUGAGUGAAGCUGAGUGCUGCCUCUCACAGUGGGUGAGUGCAGCCCAGCGCUGCCUGUCACACUGGGUGAAUGGGGCCCAGUGCUGCCUCUCUCAAUGGGUAAGUGAAGCUGAGUGGUGCCUUUCACACUGGGUGAGUGGGGCUCAGCGGUGCCUCUUGCAGUGGGUGAGUGCUGCCUCUCGCAGUGGGUAAGGACAGCCCAGUGCUGCCUCUCACAGUGGGCGAGUGCA